AUGUCUGCAGAUACAAGUUCUUCUACUUCUGCAUUCGUGACAACUUUGAUAUUCAAUGGUAUCAUUGGUGGGAUCUUCCUGUUGGGAUUUCUAACCUUACGACAAAGGUAUAAACGUGUAUAUGAACCACGUACGCUAACUGACAUCAGGACUCUAUUCGAUGAAGAUAGAACCGAUCCAUGUCCUCCAGGCUAUUUUCAAUGGUUGCCGUAUUUACUGAAAAAACCUCACUCCUUCAUUAUCCAACAUGCUGGUAUCGACGGUUAUUUCUAUUUACGAUUCUUAGGUGUAUUCGCUGCUUUCUCGCUGCUGUCGGCAAUAAUGUUAUUCCCAAUCUUACUACCUGUGAACAUAACAAAUGGGAACAAUUUGAAAGGGUUUGAAAUCAUGUCCUUCGCUAAUGUCAAGAAUAAAAAUAGAUUCUACGCUCAUGUGUUCCUGUCAUGGCUGGUGUUUGGUCUGCUACUGUUUAUUAUCUAUAAAGAACUAUACUACUACACUUUGGUAAGGCACGCUGCAAUGACAACUCCCUUGUACGAUGGUCUGUUGUCAUCGCACACUGUAAUAGUCACGGAGUUGGACGAUUCCUUGAUGCAAGAAGGAGAGUUCGAAAGAUUGUAUCCAUCUUUGAAGUCAAUUAAUUAUGCUUACGACCUUAAAGAAUUGAAUGAUUUGGUUGAGGAGAGACAGAAAGAUGGCACAAAGUUGGAAUCCGCUGUGAAUAGUUGUGUUAACAAGGCAACAAAGAAAUAUUUGAAAAAAGAUUACGUCGAGGGGAAACCUCAGGAUAAUUUGGAUACUUAUGUUCCGUAUGAAAAGAGACCAAAACAUAGAUUGGGGAAAUGGUUUAUGCCACCAUUGAAAAAAUGGUUUGGAAGAGAAAAGGUUCAGACUAUAACAUAUUGUGGCGAGCAUAUCUCAGAAUUAAAUGAGAAGAUUCAUCCCUUACAACAAAAAUGGACACAGAAUGAAAAAUUCCCUUCGAUUUUCAUUCAAUUUGGUUCUCAAUUAAAUGCACAAAAAUGUUAUCAAUCCCUAGAGGCUGUGCUUGGUAAGAAAAAAUUUGGGAAAAAAUUUAUUGGAGCUACGCCAAAGGAUAUUAAUUGGACUAAUAUGAGUAUGACUACAAAGGAACGUCAUAUUAAAAGAAUUCUAGCUAAUACAUUUUUAACUCUAUUGAUCAUAUUUUGGGCUAUUCCAGUCGCUGUGGUGGGUUGUAUUUCAAAUGUUAAUUUCUUGACUGAUAAAGUACAUUUUUUGAGAUUUAUUAAUAAUUUACCAAAUGUAUUGAUGGGAUUGAUCACAGGUAUUCUACCAACUGUAGCACUGGCUGUGUUGAUGUCAUUAGUCGCGCCAAUUAUUACAAAGAUUGGGAACAUUUCAGGAGCUAUCACUUUUGAAGAGACCUCUUUAUAUGUACAAAAAUGGUAUUAUGCAUUCCAAGUGGUAGAUGUCUUCAUCGUUGUGACUUUAGCAUCCUCAGCUUCUGCAACAGUAGACGCUAUCAUUAAAGAUCCAACAUCUGCAAUGACUCUCCUAGCUGCAAAUUUACCAAAGGCUUCCAAUUUCUACAUUGUUUAUUUCCUAUUGUUAGGAUUAACCACUCCAGCAGGUAAUUUACUUCAAAUAGUUACUUUUAUUCUAUCCAAAAUUUUACAUGUGUUAGAUAAUUCACCUCGUGCUAAAUGGACUCGUUAUAACGUUCUAUCUGAACCAAAUUAUGGAGUGUUAUACCCAGCCAUUCAAAUAUUGACUGUGAUCAUGUUAUCAUACACUAUCAUUGCUCCGAUCAUUCUGGUGUUUACCACACUUGCCCUCAUUACAACGUAUGUUGCCAAUCUGUACAAUUUGGUUUACGUCACAGUUCCACCAAAACAUGAUCUGGUCGGUAAAAAUUAUCCAUACGCUAUAUUUCAAGUAUUUGUUGGUAUAUACCUUGCUCAGGUAUGUUUGAUUGGUUUGUUCAUUAUGGCUAAAGCUUGGGGUCCCCUGGUGCUGGAAUGUUUCUUCCUUGUGGUUACUGCCUUAACAAACAUCUAUUUCAAACGGAUGUUCUUACCGGUACUAAACAUCGUUCCAUUGAGUGCAAUCAGAUAUGCACGCGGUCAACCUAAUUGUCACUAUCCUUAUAAGGAUUUAGGUCUCCAAGAAACUAAAGAUUUUGCUGAAAAGAUGAGAUUACAACAUGAAGGUGAUGAAACUGGUGGGAUUAUUAGACAAGUAACUAGAAAAGAAUUGGUUCGUGCCGACUUGCUUGAAUCUCCUGAAUAUAAUGAAUCAUCAAAUUCAACUAAUUCUCAGGAUGAAAAUGAAAAGAACAAGAAUGCAAACAUUGUUAGAGUCGAUACAGGGGUCACUACAGAACCAAGUAGGAAAAAUAGCACAUUUGUUUCACCAGAUGAAGAAUUUCAUAAAUUGCAUUACAGUGAUAUCGAUCCAUCUAUAUUGAACCCCAAUAGGUUUGAUGAUGUACCUUUGCAACAGAACGGCGAACAUGGUGUAUGGUUAAUUGGGGAUGUUGGUGAUACAUACAGAGAUAUUGAAGCCAUGAGAGAUACCGACGCAUCUCAGCCUGGUAAUAGUCUCCGUGAUUAUCCUGCUUUACGGAGAGUGACACUUUUCUUCAAACCAUGGGACUGUUAUAAAUUCCCGAUCAUUAGACAGAAAAUGCCAGUGAUUCUAAAUAGUACUAUUCAAUAUGAUGUUGAUUAUUUGGAAAAUGCUUACAUCGACUCCUCUGUUAAUGAGCAAGAUCCAAUUAUAUGGGUUGCAAAGGAUCCUAUGGGUGUCUCUGACCAAUUGGUCAAAGAAUGUAAGAAUUAUGGGGUAGAUAUUAGAAAUGAAGGAACUACUUUUACUGAAAAAGGUAAAUGUACAUUCACUGAUAAUCCACCGGAUUAUGAACCAAAGACCAAAUUAUAA
Messenger RNA from Maudiozyma barnettii, 2922 nucleotides. RefSeq names its product Phm7p (gene PHM7). Gene Ontology annotation, molecular function: calcium-activated cation channel activity. The coding region runs from base 1 to 2922 and encodes 973 amino acids. The record is from RefSeq and is a predicted model, not a curated record. The transcript has a single exon. NCBI's taxonomy places the organism in Eukaryota, Fungi, Ascomycota, Saccharomycetes, Saccharomycetales, Saccharomycetaceae. Gene Ontology annotation, cellular component: plasma membrane.